CAAUCCACCACCUAAUAACAAUCCACCACCUAACAUCAAUCCACCACCUAAUAACAAUCCACCACCUAACAGCAAUCCACCACCUAAUAACAAUCCACCACCUACCAGCAAUCCACCACCUAAUAACAAUCCACCACCUAAUAACAGUCCACCUCCUAAUAACAGUCCACCUCCUAAUAACAAUCCACCACCUAAUAGCAAUCCACCACCUAAUAGCAAUCCACCACCUAAUAGCAAUCCACAAACUAACGAUCAACCACCUAAUAGCAAUCCAUCACCUAACAAUUCACAAAUUAACGAUCAAACAACUAAUAAUUCAUCACAAUCUAAUAACUCACCAUCUAAUAAUAACACGCUUCCAUCUAAUAAUUUACCAUCUAACAAUAAUACACUAUCAUCCAAUAAUACAUUACAACAAAAUAAUUCACUACCAAAUCAACCCACAGGAGUUAACACCAAACCACAAGCAUCAAUGUUUAAUGAUGAGGCACUCUCUACCGAAAUUGCAAGUCCAAUGCCAAACAACGACCAACCAGUUGCCACUAUUCAACCUAAUUCACCUUUACCACCUCCUGAUGGCACGAUUGGUGGUAUAAAGUUGCCACCUCACUCAACAGCAAUAAUUGGAACAAUUCUUGCAGUAAUAGUUGCAGCACUUGUAAUACUUUUUAUAGUAAAGAAAACUGCAUUUGGUAGAAUGAAAGUUGAUGUCCUUAAGAAAAAUCAAUUGAAUAUAACAAAUAGUAUUAAUGAAUUGGAAGAAGUUGAAGUUAGAGAACCUGAUUCUGUUCAUAACUAUGAUAAUGAUGAUGAUACACUAAGUUCGAGUGCAGAAAGUUGGACAACUAGAAUGGCAAGAAUUAAUCAUAAUAGAUCAUAA
This is a messenger RNA of Cetraspora pellucida, 880 nucleotides long. NCBI's taxonomy places the organism in Eukaryota, Fungi, Glomeromycota, Glomeromycetes, Diversisporales, Gigasporaceae. The record is from the annotation of a GenBank genome assembly.